Messenger RNA from Lates calcarifer (barramundi perch), 1970 nucleotides. RefSeq names its product acetyl-CoA acyltransferase 2 (gene acaa2). Lineage: Eukaryota; Metazoa; Chordata; Actinopteri; Centropomidae. The record is from RefSeq and is a predicted model, not a curated record. Gene Ontology annotation, biological process: fatty acid beta-oxidation. Gene Ontology annotation, molecular function: acetyl-CoA C-acetyltransferase activity.
AACGAGUGAAGCGUUAGCGCAGCGGCAUUAUUUAGGGAAAAGGUCGCAGCUGUCCCCGGGUUUUAUUCAUCUCGGACUUAUUCACAGGUGACACAACACAGAUACCAGCAGAAAAGUUUGAUCCGGACAGCGGUGGGUUAUCGAAUCAGCAUCAUGGCACUCCUCAGAGGUGUAUUUAUUGUAGCUGCCAAGCGCACUCCGUUUGGUACCUAUGGUGGCGUGCUGAAGGAUCACAGCGCAACAGACCUGGCUGAGCAUGCAGCCAAAGCUGCCCUCGCUGCAGGGGGCGUUGCACCAGAGCUCGUAAACAGUGUCAUCAUGGGCAACGUCAUGCAGAGCUCAGCCGAUGCACCCUACAUUGCUCGUCAUGUGGGUCUGAGGUGUGGCGUUCCUAUCCCAGUGCCUGCUCUCACUGUGAACAGACUGUGUGGAUCUGGGUUCCAGGCCAUCAUCAGUGGUGCUCAAGAGAUUUGCCUCAAGGAGUCAGAGGUGGUCCUGUGUGGAGGAUCAGAAAGUAUGAGCCAGGCCCCGUACGCUGUUCGCAACAUACGAUUUGGGACAAGGUUUGGAGUGGAUCUCAAGCUGGAGGACACUCUGUGGGCCGGUCUGACCGACCUGCAUGUCAAAAUCCCGAUGGGCAUCACAGCAGAAAACCUGGCAGAGAAAUACCAGAUCACACGAGAAGACUGUGACAACUAUGCAUACCAAACACAACAAAAGUGGAAGGCCGCUCAUGAGGCAGGUCACUACACAGCAGAAAUUGCUCCCAUUGAUGUGAAAGCUAAGAAAGGGAAGGUGCCCAUGACUCAGGACGAACACCCUCGACCACAGACCACACUAGAACAGAUGGCCAAACUGGCUCCUGUCUUCAAGAAGGGAGGAACUGUUACUGCUGCCAACGCUUCGGGCGUUUCUGAUGGUGCUGCUGCAGUGGUGGUUGCAAGUGAAGAAGCACUGAAGGAGCACAAGCUCACUCCACUGGCCAGAAUUGUGGCCUAUCAUGCAUCAGGCUGUGACCCAAGCAUUAUGGGAAUUGGCCCCGUUCCAGCAAUCACAGAAGCUCUCAAAAAAGCCGGACUGACGCUGAAUGACAUGGAUCUUGUGGAGGUGAAUGAGGCAUUUGCUCCUCAGUACCUGGCCGUUGCUAAGGCUCUUGGUCUGGAUCCAGAGAAGAGCAACGUCAACGGAGGCGCCAUCGCCAUAGGUCAUCCUCUCGGUGCCUCUGGAGCACGUAUCACUGCUCACCUGGUUCAUGAGCUCAGGCGGCGAGGAGGAAAGUACGCCGUUGGCUCUGCCUGCAUCGGUGGUGGUCAGGGCAUCGCCAUCAUUCUCGAAAAUUGCUGACUGAAGAACCUGCCAGUAUCAGAGGAACUCCUGUCGAAGAACGUCCCGCACACACACUCUCCUCUCACGUAAAAAACAUUCAAUUGACACAUGCUAAAAAUAGAUUUUUUUUCCACACACACACACAUAAAAUGGUUAAUGCUCUCUUGACAUGAGGUACCACUGCUCGGUUUUUCCCUGGCACACAAACAGAACUAUCUCUCAAGACUUUUUUGCUGCUUACUCUUGUUUCCUCUUAGAGUCUAUUUAUACAAAAAUGCAUAGUAAUGUUACAGUCCAGUGUUGCCUUGGAAGCCAUGUGAAGUUAAAAGAGCCAACUCAUGUUUCUGAUCAUUGUACCAGAGUGCUGCAAGAGUCUGUUUCUGUAUGAGCCUGAAAUACAGAAGCAGAGGUCCAUGGUCACAAUAAACCGUGUAGCAUAUUAUUAACUCAUGUCAAGUACAAUUUGUGUUGGGUUAGAGAAAGGUUUAAAGGAACUGGUAUUUGCCUUAAAAUGCUCUCCAUUAUGCCUUUAUCAAUGAUUAGUAUUGCAAGAAAAUAUAUCUGACCUGUGAUGACUCCAGCAAAAACUGAUUUUGUAAUUCUUUGUCAAAGAAUCUCAAUAAAUUGAAUUAAAAAAAAAAAAA